Malassezia pachydermatis is the source of this 495-nucleotide messenger RNA. Its product is annotated as dimethyl-8-ribityllumazine synthase. The coding region runs from base 1 to 495 and encodes 164 amino acids. NCBI's taxonomy places the organism in Eukaryota, Fungi, Basidiomycota, Malasseziomycetes, Malasseziales, Malasseziaceae. Gene Ontology annotation, biological process: riboflavin biosynthetic process. Gene Ontology annotation, molecular function: 6,7-dimethyl-8-ribityllumazine synthase activity. Gene Ontology annotation, cellular component: intracellular anatomical structure; riboflavin synthase complex; mitochondrial intermembrane space. The record is from RefSeq and is a predicted model, not a curated record. The transcript has 2 exons.
AUGGCUUCGAUCAAGGGUCCUGCUCCUGCGCCGUCCUCUUUCCCCGGCUCUGACAAGCUGCGCGUUGGUAUUGUGCAUGCGCGCUGGAACAAGGAAGUGAUCGAUGCGCUAGUGCAAGGCACUCUGGAGUCGCUGAGCAAGGCAGGUGUGCCGAGCGAGAAUGUCCUCAUCGAGUCUGUGCCUGGCAGUUGGGAGCUACCCAUGGGUGUUCAGACGAUGUUCGACCAGAAGAACGUCGAUGUCAUUGUUGGUAUUGGCUGUGUGAUCAAGGGCUCGACCAUGCACUUUGAGUACAUUUGCGAGAACGCGUUGCAGGGCAUGAUGCGUGUCAGCCUUGACGCGAGGAAGCCGGUCAUCCUGGGUGUGCUCACUGCGCUCAACGAUGACCAGGCGCUCGAACGUGCUGGCAUUGGUCGCAACGGCAAGGCUGGCCACAACCAUGGUCUCGAGUGGGGUACCGCCGCUGUGGAAAUGGCUCUCAAGCGCCAGCAGUAA